GCUGAGGGAUUUGACCACUUCUUUUCCCGACUCGGGCUGCGCCAUGGCGCCUUCGAGCCUGGCUGAUCCGCGUCUGCUUGCGGGAGAGCGUCUUCGCCUCCUCCUUUCGUUCGACUCCCGGCCCAAGCGGGCCUGUUAGUACUGGGGGGACCCCAGUGCGCGGGCUGCUGGCGGCCCGAGAAAAGUUGUAUCUGCAUGGAAGUUCGUGGAGAUGCUUUGCUAGUUUCAGCCUCAGAAGCAGAAUGGUCCUUUUUUGACAUCUCUCUCUCUCUGUCAUCGUAUCUUGUGGUAACAGGAUCCCUGUUUUGGAUUUCCGUAUAGUGAAAGACGUGGAGUUCCAGUCAUGACUUCAAGAAGAACAGAUGUUCCUGCUAUUGAGCAUGGCUCUGAAGGGCUUCUAGGAAAGAUGUCCCAGCCAAUUGGAAUGUACCGUCGGGCAUUUAGUUACGAUGAUGCCCUGGAGGAUACAACACCAAUGACCCCUCCUCCUUCAAACAUGUGCUCAAGUAUCCUGUGGAAACAGCCAGUCAUCCCAGACCGAAAAUAUGAAGAGCUUUCCAAGGUUGAGGAAGGGGAAACUAGCAUGCAUCCAUCUACUAUAACCCCUUCAGCUUCCACUGAGACUGUGAACAAGGUUCCAGUGGUGAAGGCCAAGGCCACCCACAUCAUCAUGAAUUCUCUUAUGACAAAACAAACUCAGGAGAGCAUUCAGCGCUUUGAGCAGCAGGCAGGGCUGAGAGAUGCCGGCUACACUCCCCACAAGGGCCUCACUGCAGAGGAGACAAAAUACCAUCGGGUGGCUGAGUCACUCCAUAAUCUAAAGAUGCAAAGUGGAGAAAUAGCAAAAGAAGAGAAACAGGCCUCUUCUGCCCAAUCCACUCCAAGCAGCACUCCACAUUCCUCUCCCAAGCGCACAUACAGGACCUGGUUUAGUCAGGGAACAUCUGCUUCCAUCACUGGUCCAGAUCUUGUCUCCAUGGAUUCUAGCGGUGGUGACAGCGAUAAAGCAUCCUCUGAAAAAUGGAGCCUCUUUGGACCUCGAGCUCUUCAGAAAUCCACUGCUGACUCAGGGGGCUUUACCAUCCAGGCCUACAAGGGUGCCCAGAAGCCUACCCCAAUGGAGUUAAUGCGUGCUCAAGCCACCAGGAUGGCAGAGGACUCUGCAACAUUCAGGCCCCCCAAGAUGGACAUUCCAACUAUUGAAGAAAAGAGACGUUCCCCACGUUCUCAUAACAUCAGACCACGAGACAUGAAUGUGCUUACUCCUACUGGGUUCUAGCAACUUUCCACAUGGAGGCAGAUAAUGUUCUAAAUAUUUAAUAAUGGACAAAAUGGUCCAGUGCUGUUUUUCUACAUUCCACUCUAAUGAGCUUCUGACACCGGUUUCCUAGCUCAAGAGUUGCACAUGGUCAUGAAAACAAAGGUGUGGGCAACCUAAUACCUUUCUGAAUCACUUGCUUUUCCCAAAGGACCAUUGUAUUUAACACCACCAAUAACCUAUCCUGCCUCUGGAGUUCUGACAUAAAGCUCUAUGCUACUAUAUACACCUAAGUUUUAUAAAGGGAAACCGCCAGCCUACUGGAGCUCUUUUGACGUGAAUACCUAGGGUGCUCUGUCUGGCUGUUGCAUAGGCAUCUGUUUAUCCAUGCCAGGGUACUGGAGGACAAUAUAAAAUUUUUCUACUCUAAAUAUCUCUACUUUGAACCUUUAGGGGAGGUCUAGCAUUAAUUGAAAUUUAGUGAUCUGUCAAGAGUUUUGUUCUCGGAGGCAUUAGUCUCUUCACUUGUAAGAGUCCAUGUCUAAAGGCAUUAAUUGUUAGAGAAUGUUUCAGCAUGAAAAUAAAAUUCUCUUCUAGGACUGUGGUGUGAGUUGCAUAAUAGUGUUUGGGACAUAUUAUAACCAGUGUAUUUUGGGCAAGGUUCCAUUCUUCUGGAGUACAAUCAUUGCUUUGCUUUCUUAACAAAAACAGAAUAAUUGCUGUGACCGUUAACAUCAGGGACCCCUAAUGCCAUUUUGUGGGAAGAGCAUGUGAACUAGUAUUAUCGUUCUUGGGAAAUAAACUGGCUAUUCUUAUUCAUGCUGCAUUAGCAGAUACUGGAAUCCAGUGAAGCUGAUAUUGUUAGACAGCAGCACAGUGCACAUUCCCAAUAACUGUGGGUGCAAAUGCUUAUUUUUACAGAGUUCUAUUGUUGGAUAUAUUCUAAGCAGUGAAUAGUACAAUGCUUGCUGUAUUCUGUCCACGCUCAGGGGCAAUGAAUUGUUGUGUAAAUUCUGAGCUACAGGUUGGCUUUCCAGAAUGAGAUGACACGCUCAGAACAUCCAUCAUAUAGAAGCUCAUUAUUUGUGAGCAUGCUUACUGAGACUUCCAGGCUAAUAUUUUUGUAUGCCCCAAAUGAAAUCUGUUUCCCAUCAGAAUCCAACUAUUCCUUCUACAAACUGUGGGUGAUACUGUAGUUAAGUGAUUUGAUAAUAUUUCGCCCAGCUUCCUUUUAUUCCCUGACUGGAUUUCUAAGGUGCCUUGAUAGCACCCCUGGAUCUGUCUAGCCUGUUGGCAAUUACCAUUGCUGCUUGCAUGCAGUAAAUAGUAAUCCCACUUCUUGGUUAUUGUUUAAUUUAUUUUGUGAUGUUUUAUGUUCAUGUCUCACUGUGCCCAACA
Molecule: messenger RNA, 2656 nt
Organism: Gekko japonicus
Lineage: Eukaryota; Metazoa; Chordata; Lepidosauria; Squamata; Gekkonidae
Product: KIAA1191 ortholog
Exons: 9
Coding region: 344-1279 (311 amino acids)
Cellular component (GO): cytoplasm
Source: RefSeq, a predicted model, not a curated record